GCCUUUCAUCACCAGACACGAAAACACUCCGAUCCUUCGAGUACGAUCCGCAUCCGAUUCGGUUUCUUCACUAGCCUCGUCCUCUACUUGAACGUCUGGAAAUAUCCAAUGAAAUCAUUAAAAAAACAAAGCUGUUUCUUUUUACCAUUGGAUUCUGCUUUUGCGUGGUCAAGUCCAAGUAAAUCUUCCUGAACAAACGAUCAAAUCGUUCGUUUGUUAUUAUUUCAGCGUGUUAUUUCAGCGACAAUGUCCUAUUUGUGAGCUAAAGUCAGUAAAACGGCAAUGAGCUAUGAGAUGUGAAAAUGUGAAACUCAACUCACGUCUCACAAUCUGUCAGAUUGCUCAGCUCACUUGCUCACUUUAAGACCGGUCGCUGUCAAAACAAACCGGAUCGCCAAAAGGAGUCGUCGCUCGGUUAUCCAAUCCGAAAAGUAUUUUCUACAAAAAUGCUCGCCCUUACCAGUGUUGCUUUUGUGCGGUGGACAACCUCGUCUCUGCUAGUUAAUGGUGCCCGGUUGCUGCAAACCACUCCCGUCGAUUUGGCCGCCCGGAAAGGUACACGUGAAAAGGCUCGCAAAGCAAAGGUCAAGAAGGUGGUCGAAAAAGUGGGAUUCGUCCGACACGAUCUGAGGAAAAAGGGCAAGCUCAACAUAAUUGCAGAAAAUAAACACAUCAACGACAGUUGGAAGCAAGACCCGAAGGACAACUGCUGGGUGAGCAAGUACUACAAGUGGCGCGUGUACUCUGUCGAGGAAGCGAUCAACUGCCACCGGGAAUCGCACCACCCCACUGUCUACAAUCUGCCGAAUGCCCCGCUCUAUGCACACGUUGAGCUGAACAUGCAGGCGGAAAAAGUGACUCGCUUCGUGGACAACUUCCAGAGAAUGGUCGCGAUACAGCAUCCGUUCCCUCAUGGCGAAAAUCGAAACAUAAUCGUGUUCGCGAAGGGCCAAGAGCCAUUGCAGGAAGCUAAAGGGGCUGGCGCUUCGCUGGUCGGGGGCCUGGAGUUGAUAAAGGAAAUUCAGAACGGUGAUCUGCAGCUGUCGGAGUAUCCGUUCGUGCUGGCCCAUCCUAACAUUCUCCCGGAGCUGGUGGUUAUCCGUGGUUUGCUGAAAAAGAACAAGUUUCCAAAUCCACGAUCCGGCACGUUGGGUGUGAAUUUGGCAGAAAUGAUAGAAAAGUACGCCCACGGCAUCAACUACAGUGCAGCAAAGGACGAGCAGCAGAAAGAUUUUGGUUCCAUCGUCGCCUGCAUCGGGACGCUCGAAAUGGACGAGAAACACCUAGAAAAUAAUUUGAUCGCGCUGCUCAAGGAUGUUAACACGAUGCGACCGAAGCGUGAAGGAAAGUUUGUGACACGCGUCCUGCUGAAAAGUCCUCCAUCGGGAGAGAAUCUGAAGAUCGAUCCGUUCCUGUACAUCCCGGCGGAAACCACCUUAACCAAAAAGUCAUCGAAAGCGGAUGCUGUCGCUGAAGAGGACGAUGACGUGGAGGAGCAACCGCAAGUGGCCAGUGGAGCCGCGUGAAGUCGGCAGCGGCUCAACGUUUGACCUGUUUUCUACGGGGAUCGGUUCCGGAAACCGUGUGCCUGUAGUGGAAUUGAAUAAAGAUGAAAAUUGUA
Anopheles cruzii is the source of this 1621-nucleotide messenger RNA. It is a transcript of the gene mRpL1, whose product is annotated as 50S ribosomal protein L1. The coding region runs from base 447 to 1526 and encodes 359 amino acids. The transcript has 3 exons. Lineage: Eukaryota; Metazoa; Arthropoda; Insecta; Diptera; Culicidae. The record is from RefSeq and is a predicted model, not a curated record.